AUGGUUCUGCCCGGCAUUUUUUCCAAACAGAAGAAGAAGCCGACCGACCGCCCAGCCUCUCCUCCUCCAGCUCCACCGCUGCACGAGCACAAGGCACGCUCCAGCACGCCGCCUGCAUCGCCCGAGAAGAGGCCUUCGAGCCAGACGCACCGCAGUUCGCACAGCGCACGCUCCUCACCCGUCAAGGAUCGUCACCGGAGGUCCGACUCCUCCCCCACCAAAAAGUCGGCCUUUUCGCGCACCCAGUCCUUCGACCCCAACACACACCCUCUCAAUCUGCCGCCCGAGGAGCGCCGUCGCCUGUCACAACUGCACUCCAAGAUGAGCGAUCAGCCGCAGAGCACCCCGGCGACGCCCAUGGACGUCGACCGCGAAGCCACCGCCUCGCCGCCGCCCAAGGCGAACGGCUCCGCCGCCGAGACCAACGGCGACAACGCUGCUCCGCCGCCCCCGCCGCAUCGCCAGCCCACAAGCCCGCCUCCCGUCGACGCCGAGGCCUGCAAGGCUGCUGGAAACAAGUUCUUCAAGGCCAAGGACUACCCCAAGGCUAUCCAGGAGUACACCAAGGCGAUUGAGGCCGAUCCCAAGUCUGCGACCUACAGGUCCAACCGCGCUGCGGCGUACAUCUCCGCGAAUCGCUUCCCCGAGGCUCUGGAGGACUGCAAGUCCGCUGACGAGCUUGAGUCGAACAACCCGAAGAUCCUCCACAGGUUAGCGCGUGUCUACACGGCUCUCGGCCGUCCUCAGGACGCUUUGGAGAUCUACGAGAAGGCAAAUGCGAGCGCAACGGAUAAGGCGGCUGCUCAGUCCAUGGCAACUCAUCUGACGCAGGCGGAGGACCAGCUGCGCUCCGGAUCUGCGGGUUCCAUGGUGAUCCACGCGCUUGACCAAGCCGAGAAGGGGCUCGGAUCUGGAGUCUCUGUGCCCAGAAAGUGGAGGCUCAUGCGUGGCGAAGCCUACCUGAAGAUGGGCAACGUCAAUGCACUUGGUGAGGCACAGAGCCAAGCCAUGAUACUGUUGCGCGCAAACAGCCAGGAUCCCGAAGCUCUCGUGCUCCGCGGCCGCUCGCUCUACGGCCAGGGUGACAACGCCAAGGCCAUCCAGCACUUUAGACAAGCCCUUUCGUGCGAUCCGGACUUCAAGGAUGCUAUCAAGUGGCUGCGUACUGUCCAGAAGCUGGAUAGGAUGAAGGAAGAGGGCAACCAGGCGUUCAAGAGUGGAAAGUACCAGGAGGCAGUGGACACUUACUCGCAGGCCCUAGAGGUUGACCCCCAGAACAAGGGCAUCAACUCGAAGCUCCUUCAGAACCGUGCGACUGCUAACAUCAAGCUCAAAAACUACCAACAAUCUGUGGAUGACUGCACGCGUGCUCUUGAGCUUGAUUCGACUUACCUCAAGGCCCGGAAGACCAAGGCCAAGGCAUUGGGUGAACUUGGCAAGUUCGACGCCGCUAUUCAAGAGUUGAACGCUGUCAAGGACGCCAGCCCCGGCGAACCUGGCAUCGACAAGGACAUCCGCAACAUGCAACUUGAAUCCAAGAAGGCACAAAGGAAGGACUACUACAAGAUCCUUGGGGUUGAGAAGGACGCGGAUGAUAACCAGAUCAAGAAGGCGUACCGGAAGCUGGCCAUCGUCCACCAUCCCGACAAGAACCGCGAUGAUCCCGAAGCUGCUGAGCGGUUCAAGGAUAUCGGUGAAGCUUACGAGACUUUGAGCGAUCCUCAGAAACGUGCCCGUUACGAUAGCGGGGAAGACCUCAUAGACCCCUCCGAAAUGUUCAGCGGCGGCGGCGGCUUCGGUGGCGGCGGCAUGGGCGGCAUGGGCGGUGGCGUCAACAUCAGCCCUGAGAUGCUCUUCAACAUGAUGGGCGGUGGUAUGGGAGGCGGCGGUGGUUUCGGCGGCUUCCAGAGCGCUGGGGGAUUCCCAGGAGGCGCUCGCGGUAGAGGUGGGCAGCAGUUCUCCGGAGGUUUCCCGUUCUAG
Messenger RNA from Diplodia corticola, 1980 nucleotides. Its product is annotated as tpr-like protein. The record is from RefSeq and is a predicted model, not a curated record. Gene Ontology annotation, molecular function: protein binding. The transcript is spliced from 4 exons. NCBI's taxonomy places the organism in Eukaryota, Fungi, Ascomycota, Dothideomycetes, Botryosphaeriales, Botryosphaeriaceae. The coding region runs from base 1 to 1980 and encodes 659 amino acids.